ACGGAGAAAAGCCUAACUGUCUCCUGCCGAAUGUCAUCCCACCUGAAAGAGAAAGAAGUGAAUGUGGCAACGAGAGAGAGAGAGUCUGUUCCAACCAACUUUUUUACCUUUUUCCCAAACCAAACAGCCCCUAUAGCCUCCCCAACGCAACCCCAUCUGGCCCAGAUCUUCUUCACCCACUUUCCCUCCGCUUUUAGGGCCAUCCCCCUUCACAGAAUUAUGAAAACCCACAAAUCCUGAGCUGGGUUUCUCUGAUUCCCCUUCUGGGUCUGCCCAAUUUGAUCGUAUGGAGGACGAAAAGUACUCGAAAGAGUUGGAUGUGGCUGUCCGAGUGGUGCACUUGGCGUGUUUUCUGUGUCAGAGAGUGCAAGAGGGUUUGGUUUCUACCAACAGUGAUCAUGUCAAGUCCAAGGACGAUGAUUCGCCUGUUACUGUUGCAGAUUGGAGUGUGCAAGCAAUGGUUAGCUGGAUGCUGUCAGAAUACUUUGGUAGACAAAAUGUAUCCAUUGUUGCCGAAGAAGAUGUUGAAACUCUCUCCAAAGCUGAUUCAACUGAUCUGUUGGACGCAGUGGUAAGCACCGUGAACGAAUGCUUAGCUGAAGCUCCCAGGUUUGGCCUUAAAAGACCCGAUAAAACUAUUGGGAAUUCACAAGUUCUUGAGGCCAUCAGCCGAUGCAACUCAAGUGGGGGUCCUACAGGAAGGCAUUGGGCCCUCGACCCUGUUGAUGGGACAUUGGGUUUUGUACGUGGGGAUCAAUAUGCUGUUGCGUUAGCCUUGAUUGACAAUGGACGAGUUGUACUUGGAGUUCUUGGCUGCCCUAAUUACCCAAUGAGGAAGGAAUGGUUAAAUAUUCAUCACCAACACUAUCGAAGUAUGUCAAAAUCGUUGCCUUCUUCCCAUUCUUGGGAAGAAGGAUGUGUGAUGUAUGCUAGUAGAGGUAGUGAUGAAGCAUGGAUGCAGCCAUUAAUUCGUGGCGAUGAGAAGUUUGAGUGGCCGAACUUUGCAAAACUGAUUCGGGUUUCUUCCAUUGAUGAUCCAGCACUAGCAACUUUUUGUGAACCAGUGGAGAAGACAAAUUCAAACCACUCCUUCACAGCAGGACUUGCUCAUAGUGUCGGGCUUAGAAAGCAGCCCUUGCGCGUUCAUAGCAUGGUGAAAUAUGCAGCCAUAGCUCGGGGAGAUGCUGAAAUUUAUAUGAAGUUUGCAAGAGCCGGAUACAAAGAGAAGAUAUGGGACCACGCUGCCGGUGUUCUGAUCGUACAAGAGGCCGGUGGCGUGGUAACCGAUGCAGGGGGGCGCCCUCUGGACUUUUCAAAGGGUGUGUAUCUAGAAGGUCUUGAUCGGGGCAUAAUUGCCUGUAGUGGGGAUGCAUUGCAUGAUAAAAUCAUCGGUGCAAUUUUUGCUAGUUGGGACUCUUCUAAUCUCUGAGACCUAAUUUGUCGUGCCAAUGGAUCAAAUGCAUUCGAUUAUGUUUUAUUUUGAUGGGCCUCCUAAUCACCAGGUUCAUUUUACUGGCUAUGAUUGGAGCCUUUACUCACCAUUUGCUGAUUUAGCUGGCGGCAGGGUUUUAAAUAUCGGCCGUUACAUAACAAAAUUUUGGACUUCCGAUACCUUUAUUUACUAAUAUAUCAACUGAUAUUAUCUAAUAUCGACCGAUAUAUAACUAUAUCGUCGAUACCCUUACAUAUCCCGAUACCAUUAUUUAAAAUCAUGCUCUGGAGUGUACAAAAGGGUGAAGAACACCUUCUUGCUUUAGUUAAUUUGCUUUGGAGAAUAAUCAUAUAUACUAAAUGGAGGAGGAUCUUUUAUUUCUUCCUCUUGGUUGUGAUAGAUUUUCAUGCUGAUAAGUUGUAGGUAGGUCCAGAGACCAAUUCAUGUUGGAAUUUAAUCACUUGAGAACAGAGAAAACCUUUUAUGUUCAUGCAGAUGUUUAAAUUGUGAAAUUGUGAGCUCUAGUAAUAUGCCGAAUUGGCACAAUGAAUGGUUCCUUGAGUUUGUUAUUC
Camellia sinensis is the source of this 2004-nucleotide messenger RNA. RefSeq names its product HAL2-like protein (gene HL). Lineage: Eukaryota; Viridiplantae; Streptophyta; Magnoliopsida; Ericales; Theaceae. Gene Ontology annotation, biological process: phosphatidylinositol phosphate biosynthetic process; sulfate assimilation. The record is from RefSeq and is a predicted model, not a curated record. Gene Ontology annotation, molecular function: 3'(2'),5'-bisphosphate nucleotidase activity.